GGGAGUGUGACAUCAGAGGGGUCUCUCCCGAAAUGCAUCGCGCUGCCAACGUAGCAGAGCAAAGCUGACCGACCGGAGCUGCUUCUUCCGCCGGAUCAUGGCUACGUAGAGCUCCUCUGAAGGCCGGUGACUAUCGAUUAGGCUUCUGUGAAUGAGAAUCGGUUCUGUUCCGUGAUCAGCAAUCUCCGAUCAUUUUUAGAUAUCGAUCCCGGAGGAUUUUAAGCCGGUUUGUUAGCAUCGCCUCACAGUUCAUCACAGACGAGCCCAGCGCUGCGCGGACAGGUGAGAUGGCGAGUCCCCGGACCAGACGUGUCCUGAAGGAAGUGAGGACGAAAGACGGAAAUAACGUGUGCUUUGAGUGCGGAGCGUUUAACCCUCAGUGGGUGAGUGUGACCUAUGGGAUCUGGAUCUGUCUGGAAUGUUCUGGAAAGCACAGAGGCCUCGGGGUCCAUCUGAGCUUUGUGCGCUCUGUUUCGAUGGACAAAUGGAAGGAUAUAGAGCUGGAGAAGAUGAAGGCGGGGGGAAAUGAGAAAUUCCGCUUGUUUCUGGAGUUGCAGGAUGAUUAUGAUGGAAACUGGAGUUUGCAGGAGAAAUACAACAGCAAGUCUGCUGCUCUGUUCAGGGACAAGGUGGCUACUCUAGCUGAGGGGAAGGAAUGGUCCAUCGAAAACUCCCCUGCUAAAGACUGGACUCCUCCUCAGCCCAAGACUGGACUUUCCUCCUCUCACCGAAGCUCUGCCGGUGCUGGUCAGCAGUCUUCACACUCAGACAAGGCGUUUGAAGACUGGCUGAGUGACGACGUCAACUCCUACCAGAGUGGUGGGAGUGGGCAGGAGAACCGCUAUGUGGGCUUUGGAAACACGCCUAACCCUCCGAAGAAGGAAGAUGAUUUCAUUAACAAUGCAAUGUCCUCCAUUUAUUCGGGCUGGAGCAGCUUCACAGUCGGUGCGAGUAAGUUUGCAGCCGUCGCAAAAGACAACACUGCAAAAUUGGCCAACCAGGCGUCUAUGAAGUUACGGGGGUAUAAACCACCCCCCGAGCCGGCUGCUGAGUUAGGACAGACUUUAAAUGAAUCUGUUAUCAAACCAACUCAGGAAAAGGUAAAAGAUGGAAAGUUGUUUGAUGAAAUGGCAGUCGGGAUCUCAGGGCUCGCCUCAAAGGUUCAGGAGGCUGGAGCAAAAGGCUGGAAGGACAUGGGCUCUUUCUUUAGUGGGAAACCAGGAGAUCCUGCAGAUGGGUCUGUGGGCGGAGAUGGCUAUCAGAACAUGGAGCCCUCGAGCGGCUACCAGAACAGCGAAGGGGUUGGUCAGAGUUUCUGGGACACCUUCGGCAAUGACUCCAAGCCCAAGAAGUCCCCCAGCAGCGACAGCUGGACCGUCGCCGACAACUCAGCAGAGAAGAAGAGCUCGGACAGCUGGGACAACUGGGGCUCUGAGGCUCCGUCCAACAACAAGCACAGCACUGGAGACAGCUGGGAGGCCUGGGACAACAACUGGGAGAACGCGGCCGAGAACAAGAGCAAGAAGAGUGCUGCUAAAGAAGAGGAGACAUGGGACAACGCCGACUGGUAGACAGUUUUGCGCUCCUGACUGUCGGGGCCGGCUGUGCUGACCACAGAGACGCUGUCGUUCUGAUCGUAUGUGCUGUUGUCGGAUGUGUUUUUCAGUAACUUUGUUUGAAAUUUAUUACAGAAACUCCAUCUCCAAGGUGAACGCCUUCUCCGAGCACGUUAGAAACCGCUAGAACUGAUGAUGAUGAUGAUGAUGAUGAUUUUGAGAUCUUGCACGUUUUAAAUUCAGACUGUAGGUGUUUCUGCUGCAUCUCUGCUGCAGCACUUUAACUUCUGUUUUUUCAGUGUUUUUUCAGUUUAAUAUGCUGAUCAGUUAUUUAUCUCUCAGCUCUUCGCAGAUUAAAGGAUCCACCCUUACAAAGAGGUUCUUGAAGGGUUCUUUACUAAAACCAAUGGUAAUACAUAGAACUAUGAAAGCUCGACAAGAUCAGUUUGAAUGUGCAAGAGCACCAAAAAGGUUCUGCUACUGUUAGAACCUUUUUUUUCUGUUAAAAAUGCAGGCUGGACGAUAUGUCAAAGAUCCAUCAUUACGAAACUUGAGGACGUUUUUAUUGUUCACUUUUUUCAACAUUUGUUUAUUAUUGAUAAGUUGAGUUGAAUGCCCCAGCAUGGCCCCAUUUAUAAUAUUCAUUAAACAGGAUUAAUUAUGAUCUUUGUUUGUAAUGAAACACAUUAUCAGUGCUAUUGAAAUACUGAUCAUAUCCACAAUUUACUCAGAAACUGACAUAAUUCAUGAUGAUUAUGGUAAGAGUUGCUACUCUUUUGAUUAUUCGGUCUAUGGUGAGUUUUUCUACAAAAGUCUUUCUUAAAAUUCUUAAGAAAGUUCUUAAAAUGUUCAGUAUUGGAAUAGUGCUGUGAAAAUCCUCAGUAAGCAUUAAUCUUUAAUCUUAGUCUUUAAUCUGAAUAAUCUCGCUGGAAACUUUACAGUGAGUCUGUGCAGAGGCUGUUCUUUAGUGUGGCUGCAGGGGGCGACUAAGUGCAGUUUAUUUAUUUUCUCUUAUUAAACUGCACAGUAAAAAAUGUUCCAUCAGAUUAACCUAAGCAAUUGAAUUAGUUUUAUUAAUCAUUUAUUAAAAGUAUUUAUUUAGAUUAAAUAAAACCAAUUUUAUUGUUUAUUACUAUGUGAAUUAAUUUUGUAAGGUUGAACUGACAGCACUUUUUACAGUGUGGGCAUCUAAACUCUACACCCUUAAUCAUUUCAUCUCAAACAGCUGAAUGAGUUUAAAAGUGUUUGAAAGAUUUUGGUUAGUUUAAAGGACUUUAAAGAUAAGUGAAGAACGCUUUAGAGACAUUUGUUAAAAGUCCUCAGACAACUCAUGAAACUAAAGCAUCAGCUACAAUUAUGGCGUGAUUAAAUAUUGCAUUGUGAGCAUUUAUCUGACUCUCUCUCUCUCUCUCUCUCUCUCUCUCUCUCUCUCUCUCUCUCUCUCUCUCUCUCUCUCUCUCUCUCUCUCUCUCUCUCUCUCUCUCUGUCUCUCUGUCUCUCUGUCUCUCUGUGAUGGUGAUUCAGUGUGUCCUUUAAAACUUAUGUGUCAGGAGCUGAAAUGUAAACAUGUACAGUUAUGUAGAGUUUAAUGGAUUAAAGUGGAAAAACUUUAUUAAGUAAAA
Molecule: messenger RNA, 3178 nt
Organism: Pygocentrus nattereri (red-bellied piranha)
Lineage: Eukaryota; Metazoa; Chordata; Actinopteri; Characiformes; Serrasalmidae
Gene: arfgap1
Product: ADP-ribosylation factor GTPase activating protein 1
Exons: 14
Coding region: 288-1571 (427 amino acids)
Biological process (GO): regulation of ARF protein signal transduction; regulation of endocytosis
Cellular component (GO): Golgi membrane
Molecular function (GO): GTPase activator activity
Source: RefSeq, a predicted model, not a curated record